CAGAUUGCUAUAAAUACGGUGCCGCAUCGCAGCUCUGCAUCAGUUGAAUACAAAACAUAACAAAGUUCAAAUAAUAAACAAACUGUGUUUGCAGAACGCUAACAACCAAUUCGAUUUUCUCAAGUGAAUUUUUGGUGAAAAAAAGUAAAAAAAAAAACAAAACAAAAAGUAAAAAUGUCGCUUUUGCCAUACAUCAUUGAAGAAUAUUACCCAGCCAGCUGCCAUCAAUUUGGUUCGGGUUAUCCAAGCGACUUGUGGGUAUCGCCAGUUGAACGCUCGUUGCUUCACUCGCUAUCAAACACCGGCAAUUAUCUGCGAUCGCAAUUGUCGCAUCUGGACGAGCUAGAGAAACAUCACUUCGGACACAUUGGCAAAGACGGUUUCCAAGUUUGUCUCGACGUUCAACACUUCCAACCGAAUGAGAUCUCGGUGAAAACGGAAAAUAAUUCGAUUGUGGUGAACGCCAAACACGAAGAGAAGAAGGACGACCACGGUUACAUCUCACGAGAAUUUACUCGUCGCUAUGAACUACCAAAAGGAUUCAAGAUUGAAGACGUAACAUCAAGUCUCUCAUCUGAUGGCGUUCUCUCGAUUAAAUGCCCUAACGCUCCAGCCAUUGAAGGAUCCAACGUGCGCCAAAUUGAAAUCCAACAAACUGGCCCAGCCAAGCAAAGCAUCAAGAGCAACGAGGAGAAGAAGGAAAAUGUGCCAAAUGGAAAAUAAGUGAUUUAGAAAUAAGAUUGAUAAAGAGAAUAAAGAAUGAAAUAAGUUAAGAAGGAAAAUGGCAUAAGAAUAUAACCGAAAUUUUUAGAUUCCAUCAGAUUUGUAAUACCUCAUUGGUGAUCUCAAUAAUAAAAACCAACCAAAAUCAAAA
Messenger RNA from Sitodiplosis mosellana (orange wheat blossom midge), 874 nucleotides. RefSeq names its product heat shock protein 26-like. Gene Ontology annotation, biological process: protein refolding; response to heat. The coding region runs from base 175 to 723 and encodes 182 amino acids. The record is from RefSeq and is a predicted model, not a curated record. Gene Ontology annotation, molecular function: protein folding chaperone. NCBI's taxonomy places the organism in Eukaryota, Metazoa, Arthropoda, Insecta, Diptera, Cecidomyiidae. The transcript has a single exon.